AUGGAACGUCUUCCUUCUUCAACCGAAUCGGCACAGGCGCUGGAUUCUCAACAAGACGAAUUUUUCACACAGAUUACCCCUUGGACAGUCAAUGAGCCGGUCACGGUUUUUGAAGUUGCCCCACAGUGUACCCAGGCGUUCUCGAACCCUUUACGACUUCGGCAUUCGCUGGCUUCAAACACCAGGACUGGCUCUUCAAGCCAUGAAUCUGGCAUACCACACUGUGAAUUAAAGGCGAAUCCUCCUGUCGACGGUGACAAUUUGGGAGAAGAACCGACUGGGAGAAAGCACGGUGAGACGCGACCCACUACUCCUUGGUAUGCUCGAGAAGAUAUGCUCGGCAUUGUCGUCCCAUUCAACCACUGCAACUGCCACCCCAAGUUUUUAACGAGCAUUACUACCCUUCACAACAAUGUCAGUCCACAGUAUACCCAGUGUGGUAUAGUGGACAGCCUGAAGGACCUCCAUGUUAUCACGACCCAGAUCAUCCAGUGCAAUUCUCGUGUCUUCCCACAGCGAAUAUGA
Messenger RNA from Penicillium macrosclerotiorum, 525 nucleotides. RefSeq lists its product as uncharacterized. The transcript has 2 exons. Lineage: Eukaryota; Fungi; Ascomycota; Eurotiomycetes; Eurotiales; Aspergillaceae. The coding region runs from base 1 to 525 and encodes 174 amino acids. The record is from RefSeq and is a predicted model, not a curated record.